AUGAGUAUCGAGACAUCAGAGAGUCAGACUGCUUCAUCGGCAUCAACAUCUGGAAAUAUCACCAAAGCCAAAGAGAUCAUUAUACCGACAGAGACACCAACAACAGAAGAAGAACAAGAGAAAGAGAAAGAGAAAGACACAUCCACAUCUUCAAUAUACUCCCCAGCAAACCUCCUUUCAAGUCUGCUCGCUCCAUUCUCUUUCUCGGCCAAGUCUCCAGAGCCAACCACCGCAAUAUCCCCAAGCAACGACAAAGAGAAAGAGAAAGAAAAAGAGACAAUCAAGAGUCCAACUAAGAUAUCAAUCGAAGCCCCAACAUCAGACUCAGACUCAACUACACAACCCACCCCAGAGCCAUAUUACACUCCUGAAGAAACACCUCUCUACAAAAAGCUCUACAAGACCCGUCUAACAAGAACCCGCACAAAACAACUCCUCCGCGCAGGAGAACGGGGGUAUAAUGACCCGCCGCCUCCACUAGGACUGGGUGAUUGCUGUGGGAGUUCGUGUGAUCCCUGUGUAAGGGAUUUGUGGAAGCAAGAGAUUGGGAUUUGGAGGGAGAGAUGGGGGGAUAGGGCGGUUGAAGAAGGGGAAGGAGUCUUGAAAGAAGAGAAGAAGAGUGAGAAGAAAGAAGAGAAAUUGGGGAAGAGAAAAGACCUGGAGUGGUGA
This is a messenger RNA of Penicillium psychrosexuale, 669 nucleotides long. RefSeq lists its product as uncharacterized. The record is from RefSeq and is a predicted model, not a curated record. The coding region runs from base 1 to 669 and encodes 222 amino acids. The transcript has a single exon. NCBI's taxonomy places the organism in Eukaryota, Fungi, Ascomycota, Eurotiomycetes, Eurotiales, Aspergillaceae.